Molecule: messenger RNA, 3605 nt
Organism: Peromyscus maniculatus bairdii (prairie deer mouse)
Lineage: Eukaryota; Metazoa; Chordata; Mammalia; Rodentia; Cricetidae
Gene: Orc4
Product: origin recognition complex subunit 4
Biological process (GO): DNA replication; DNA replication initiation
Cellular component (GO): nuclear origin of replication recognition complex; nucleus
Molecular function (GO): ATP binding; ATP hydrolysis activity; DNA replication origin binding
Source: RefSeq, a predicted model, not a curated record
GAUUUGAGUUGGUCGAAAUGAGCAAUCGUAAAACAAAGAGCAACAGUAUAAUACAUGCAGAGUGUCUAUCAGAGCACUUUAUAGGCUGCUUUACAUUCUCAGGGGAGAUAUCUUUAUAAGUUCCUGAAAACAAUGGGUAAAAAUAAGUUUCUCCAAAUUGGACACUUGUAUAUGAAAUGAUACACCAUGUUGUUAUUGUUGAAGUUCUUGAAGGCAUCUGUCCCAUGAAGUUUGAUGUCUAAAGGUACAAAGAAUUUUACGUGAAAGAUUUUGUCAUCAGAGUCCACAUAGUAACCUAUUUGGAGUGAAUCUACAAUACAAGUAUUUAAUUGACCUCCUCAAAAGAACUGUUAUCAAUGGAGAAAGUAACUCUGUACUCAUUGUUGGGCCACGAGGAUCAGGAAAGACCAUGUUAAUAAAUCAUGCUUUGAAAGAACUCAUGAAAAUAAGAGAAGUGAGUGAAAAUGUGUUACAAGUUCACCUAAAUGGACUGCUGCAGAUAAAUGACAAAAUUGCUUUGAAAGAGAUCACAAGGCAAUUAAAUCUAGAAAAUGUAGUUGGAGAUAAAGUUUUUGGAAGCUUUGCUGAAAACCUUUCAUUUCUUCUGGAAGCUUUAAAAAAAGGUGACCGGGCUAGCAGUUGCCCAGUGAUCUUCAUACUGGAUGAAUUUGAUCUUUUUGCUCAUCAAAAAAACCAGACACUCCUUUAUAAUCUUUUUGACAUUUCUCAAUCUGCACAGACGCCAGUAGCGGUUAUUGGUCUUACAUGUAGAUUGGAUAUUUUGGAACUCUUAGAAAAAAGAGUGAAGUCACGGUUUUCUCACCGGCAGAUACAUUUAAUGAAUUCAUUUGGUUUUCCACAAUAUAUGAAAAUAUUUAAAGAACAAUUAUCUCUACCUGAAGAAUUCCCAGAUAAAGCUUUUGCUGAGAGGUGGAAUGAGAAUACUCAAUGUCUCUCAGAAGACUCAACUGUGUGUGAAGUUCUACAGAAACAUUUCAAUGUCAACAAAAACUUACGGUCAUUACAUAUGCUAUUGAUGCUUGCUUUAAAUCGAGUAACAGUAUCACAUCCAUUUAUGACUUCAGCAGAUCUGAUGGAGGCACAGCAUUUGUGUAGCUUGGAUUCUAAAGCAAGUAUUGUACAUGGUCUAUCAGUCUUGGAAAUCUGUCUUAUAAUAGCAAUGAAACAUUUAAAUGACAUCUAUGAAGAAGAGCCCUUUAAUUUUCAAAUGGUCUAUAAUGAGUUUCAGAAAUUUAUUCAAAGAAAGGCUCAUUCUGUUUAUAACUUUGAGAAACCUGUGGUCAUGAAGGCAUUUGAGCAUUUACAACAGUUGGAAUUAAUAAAACCCAUGGAAAGAACUUCAGUGAAUUCACAGAGAGAAUACCAGCUAGUGAAACUACUUUUGGAUAAUACUCAAAUUAUGAAUGCUCUACAGAAGUACUCCAACUGCCCUACAGAUGUCAGACAGUGGGCAACAUCCUCACUCAGCUGGCUUUGAACAUUUUAAGUACAUUUCUGUAAAGAACUAAAAGCUACUGCCCUUUAACAAGAUAUGUUAUUACAUUCCUUGUUUAUAAAUAUUAUUUAUGAGAAACUUGCACUUAUUAUCUUGGCUACGUGUUGAAUCAUGACUGCAUAUACACACAAUUCCCUUGAUUUAAAUUGCACUACAUGAGUAGCAAUUCAAACAAAUAAAAUGUGACUAUUUUAGGGAUAGUCCAUAUGAUGAUUUGAUACUCUUGUAGAAUGUAUGUGGUCCAUUGGAAAAGGUUAUUUCAACUAAGCACUCAGUUUACCAGAUGUAAUCCUAAGCAGUCAGGAGACAACAAGGACCAGAAAUUACAUGAGGAUUAUUUCAGCUACAGGAGGAGCCUGUAGAGAUUGGAGUUGGGUUUGGUUUUGCUGUGUACAUUGGAAUUUUGAGUCCUAUCCAGAUUACAAGUGUUCUAGUUCAGUAGACUGGCCCACUUGUGCUGAGUGAGGAGAGUUUGGAAGGGGUCCAAACAACUCAGCAUUUUCUUCUCUGAAUGCCUUAUCAGAAUCUCUUGUAGGGAUUUUUUAAGCAUACAUUCUGGAUCUACUUUAGUUCAGAAGGGAUCAGAAUUUGCCAUCUAACAUGUACCUUAAAGGAUUCCUGGAAACUGCUUCUACAAAUAAUGAGAAGUGUUUGCAGUGUUAGCUAUUGGCUUCAAAAAGGAAUUCCCUAAGAACAUAGAAUGUCAGUCAAAGGUCCACAUCAUAAAUUCAUAGACCUAAAAGUAAAAGAGCUUGAGGUUUAAGAUGGAACUUAAUCAUUCCCUGGCUUCAUUUGUUCAAGAAUAUUUGAUUGCAUAUUUGGUCAUACUAAGGUUUUAUAAAAUAUAUAACCCAUCUGUGUGCAAUUUACAAAGUAUUUAACUGCAGAACUAAUUGUAUUACAGAUUAGAAAACUACACUAGUGGUAGUGUCCAGGAUUACAGUAUGGAAAAAUGUCUGGUGUGACCUAGAAUGAAGCUUGGUUUGACUAACACUAAAGCUCAUGUUAUUAAAAACUAAAACUCAACAACACAUUCUUUACUGAUUUUAGAGGAUAUUUUAGUAAUUUGGCUCUUAAGAAAUCUCAAAUGCAAGAUUUCUAUGCAUUCAAAUACCACGUCAUAAAAACCCAUAGCCUUUCCUUUCCUACAAUAAAAUGUUUAGCAUUCUGUCUUAAGACAUUUUUUUCCAGCCAUAUCUCAUUAAAUCUAAGGCUUGCAUAGCAGUUUAAUGACAUAGUCCACACACACAUUUUCUGAGGUGAUUAAUUUUUCCAAAAUAUUUAACAUGUUAGUAUUGCUACUGAAUAAAAGCAAAAUUUUCCUAUUAAAAAAAUUGUAGCAGCAGGACAAAGUGUCUAUAGUCCUACCAUGUAGGAGACUUGUUAAAAGAGAAUCAAGCAUUUGUGGCCAGCCUGGGCUAUAUAUCAAGAGCUUUUCUCAAGAAAGAAAAGUAAUAAAAUAACAUGAGAAUUUCAAACUUAUUUAGAUACUGCUUAAAAGCUGAGUCCUCUGCUUUCCUGUCUGGGUAACACCUAGAGAAGAUCUAGUUGAACAGUGUAUUCAACUUUAAAAUCAGGCAAGGUAAAUUUUUAUUUUUAAUCAUUGUGAAAAAAAAUGAAGCAGUAAUAACUAUGAAGGUCAUAUAAGUAUAGGCAUAUAUUGCAAGAAGCUUUUUAGCUAGAUUCACUUCAUACAUUGUUUAAGCUACAUUAUUAAAUCUAAUUUUAAAAAAGUGAGUUUCUAAAAACUUGAAGAAUAAUGUAUGGCAUGGAAGUGUACAACUGUAACAUAAUCCACAACUUCAGAGGUGGAAGCAAGAUCAGUAGCUACUUUCAGGAGCUAGUUCCAAACUAGCCUGAGUUGUCUAAAACAAAAUGAAUGUGAACAGAAAGUACGACUUGAAAAUUCUAUGCAAUGAAGAAAAAUACUGAAAAUCAAGAACUCAAGACUCCUUUGGGUCAACAGAUGGAAAAACAACUUAGGCUUCUUCCAUGUGCCCUACUGAAACUUGGAUCUUGUUUAAAAGGCAUCUCUGAUUUAUAUGCAGACACAUGUCUCUGAGAAAUUAAAAUCUGUUUUUCAAACUUC